AUGGGUGACCAUAAACAAUACGAAUACUAUUUCGGUAAUGUGCCGAAAAAUGCUGCCGUAGAAGAUCUCCGAUCGUUUCUAAGUGAUUGUGGUAAGAUAACCAAUUUCGAGUAUCGACUGCACAAAUGCACCUACUGCCCCACGAAGAUUGCAUACAUCAAGUUCGCUCAACCGCUGGACGAUAAGAAACUGGAAGAAUUAAACAAAUCAACCUUUCAGCAAAAGCGGCUAUUUGUCGUUCGUACGAUGGCGGAAAAGUUCUUCACACCACUGCUAUCGGUUGUGGUUCGAUAUCUUAAUGAGCAAAUCACCGAGGAAGAUUUGUACAACCACUUUUCCAGUGUCGGUACGAUUGAAUGCGUCCAGAAACCUUCGCACAACUAUGCGUACAUAUCCUUUGCGGAUAAUGCCUCUAUCAGACGCGCACUGGAGUUGAAGAAGUCGCUCAAAGGCAUCGAACCGUACAUCGUUGAGGUGAAGCGUAGGAUCAGCAUGUUUCUGGAGGCAAAAAAGCCCGUAGCUUACACACAUAUCAAGGAAAAGUGUGAAAAGUUAAAUCUGGUGUAUGAUCCUGCAGCGGAAAAUGAAACUACUUUGCUUGUUACCAACAUCCCGCGUGACACCGAAGAGGACGAUGUUAUCGAGUUUUUGGGCCGGUUCGGCAAGAUAGAGGACUGGAUAAUGCAAAAAUCGGCCACCUGUGUAAUGUCGAACAUUGCCUACGUAACCUAUCAGACGCCGAAGAUGGCCCGUACAGCAUUCCUGCACGGGCCACUCAAUUUUCAGGGCUUCGGGAUGGAGGUUUACAACCGUAUGUUGGGAUACACCGCGAACGAUUCGGAUAAAACCAUUAUCAUUAGGCGUACGAGUGUGUAUUUAACCAACGACGAGAUUUUUGAAUCAUGCUCCGAGUAUGGAAAGGUUGAGUAUAUCCAGCGCAUAGAUUCUUUGAACUACAAUACAAUCGUCCGUAUGGAUACAGAAUGGGCGGCCAAGCGUGUUUUGGAAUUGCGCCAUAUUGCCGGCGAGGAAGUGGUGAUACGAAAGUACACCGCCAAACAGUACAUUACACCUACGUGUGCUCCCCGUUAUCUGGAAGCACGGGUGCCUCCGAAACGAUCCCGCAAAGAAUCUAUGCUGCAGCAUAUUACCGCCAUAGAGGACCGUAAGAGCAUAUCCGUACUGCCCACCGCCUUCAAUCCACAGUACUUUAAUCCAAAUCCACUGUACUACCGGAACGAGGUGCAGGUGUGGAACUAUGGGCCGAAGCAAGGAUUGGUAGAGUUUAGAGAGUAUUUUAAAAAAUAUGGAACCGUGAUCAAUUUGCGUGAACAUAAGGAGCACAGCCUGUCUCCGAUCGGUGUCGCUUAUCUGAGCUUCGAUACGAAACUGGAAGCGAAACGCGUGUGUAAGUUAAAUCAUUCAUUCAUGUGCUCUAGACGGCUGCUGAUUUUAAUGGCCGAUCAGUGUAUUACACACGAUUCAGGUCUUUGCGUUAGAGUUAGCAAUCUGACGGAAGAAAUAGCGGACGAAGAUGUGUACGAUAGGUUCGGCAUGAUCGGCGAUGUAAAGUAUGUUUUUCGUCCCAAGCUAGUGGAAGCAAUCGUUUGCAUGGGCAAAGAAAAAUGGCAAGCAAAAGCGAUGAAGGUGAUGUGCGUUGGUCGGUUCCCCGUUGAGGUGUGCUCACUGCUCGGUCCGACUAAUGUUCAGGGUGGACUCCCAGCUGUUAGCUCGGGGAUGGCAAAGUACCCGAUCGCUAGCCCUAGUAUGGUACCGGCACCAGUACCACCACCAGUGCCCCCACCAGUACCACUAACAGCAGCGAACAAUAAUCAAUGGUACGGUGCGACAGGUCAAAAUUUUCCACCAGGGCCAAUGAUGAUAGGAUUGGUCGGUCCUACCAGUACGGGUAGUUGGAUGCCGGUGGCACCAGUAUCGCCGACCACCGGCAUGGCAGUUGGAUCGGUCAGAAUGGUCGGACCGGCAGCAACACCCGUGGGAUCAAUUACUGUGGGCGGUCAAGAGGUAAGCCCGCGUAUGCGAGGCCUGAUGCAAACCGUAGAAGCGCAAAUGAUAAAGUGCAAAAAUUUCACCACCCUGCCAAUGACGGAUCAGUUUAAUUUGGUCCGUGACAUCGUAAAUCAGUGUAUGAGUUAUACACGGUUUUUGUCCAUGACCGGUGAGGAGAAAAUCCGACACCUCAUAAACGAGUCGAAGAUUUUUCAGCAGUUGAACACGUUUACGCUCUUCACGUAUCCGGAGCAACUGCAGAUGCUAGCCAUCAUUGAGGAUUAUUAUCGUAGUACAAGCGAACCUGGAUCGCUUCCACCACCCGCCAGUAGCACCGGCAGCAGUUCGGGAGCAAAGGAAUCCGAUGGGAAACAACCACUAACAACACUCAAAAUGUUGCCACGUGAUGCCAAGGAGAAAAUGGAUGAACCAAUGGCGAACGAGCAACCCGAUGCAACAUCCAGCGAUAACAACGACGCUAUGGAUGACGAUGAUUCCAUUCCACCGGCACCAUCACCGCCACCAUUAUCAUAUCGUUCCCGAUCUCCUUCUCCAGUGGACAAUGAGGAUGGAAUGUGGCUUCCCUCUAGCGGAUCGAUUAACGGCUCCAUCCAGCAGCAAAUGAUCGAAGGCGCCUCAUCAGCGGCGGCGAAAAAGCGACGUACUAAAAAGAAAGCUAAACAGUUAGAAAAACCUUUGAUACAAAUAGCGAACCUGCCAAGGGAAGUUAGCAAGGCAGACAUUGAGCAACUGUUUAGUAAGCAUGGCAAGGUAAAACUAGUAUCAAACGCAAGGUCCCAUUAUCCAAACUCAAACUCGAUGAUCGUUAUGUUCGACACGAUCUAUCAAGCGUAUAUGGCAUUGGAACAUAAUUUAACCAAAUUUCAGGGACGGCUGAUACGUGUUAAUAUGAUCGGAUCGUGCUAUAAACCCACAUCACAAUGUGGCAUAAGCGUAGUUAGCAAUGGCCCGUACUCGGAGCUGGCGAUCUACGAGACGUUCAAGUCUUGUGGAAAGAUACUACAUGUGCACACCGAGGGCAAGUCCGGCAAUGAGCUGUGCCUGAUCGAGUUUGAAGAUAAACAGUCCGCACAGGCCGCACUCAAGAUAACCUACCUGCACAAUGGGAAUCGUUGCAAAGCGCAGCAUCAUUCAUUUGCAACGGAGCCGCCAACGAAGGAUUAA
Molecule: messenger RNA, 3195 nt
Organism: Anopheles maculipalpis
Lineage: Eukaryota; Metazoa; Arthropoda; Insecta; Diptera; Culicidae
Exons: 7
Coding region: 1-3195 (1064 amino acids)
Molecular function (GO): RNA binding
Source: RefSeq, a predicted model, not a curated record